AUGGCACCGUUGAAGCGCCGCCGAGAAGGUCGACCUCUCCAAGCAGCUGCCGGAGAGGUCUCAGCCGUGUCCGUGGACGAGGAGGUGAUGUCUCAUGGUACCAUGAAUGACGAUGAACCGAAUACAGUUCUCCGGUAUGGCGUGACCAAUGGUUCUAUGUUACCAUGGACUGGUGCCAAACUUCCAGACUUGCUGCCAGAGGUGCACUUUUCUGGAAAGGUUCUGCCUCCAGAGGCAGCCGGUUGCGGUCCGGACCAGCUCGCCUUCUUGCUGAGCAUGCUGGAAGCCGAAGAGGUCGACUUCGUCAUAGCUCCGGCGAAGGAUGUUGGCCUGGAGUUGCCGCAUGGUCUGGUUGCCGCUGCUGUCCUCCGUGAGGAUGCUCGUGACGCGUUUGUCGCUCGACCGCAGUUGGCGCAUGUUGGAUCGCUUUCUGACCUUCCACCUGGCAGCAAAGUCUGUGUGUCUGGCGCACGGCGUCGGAUGCAGCUCGCCGCGAGGUUUCCCGAGCUCUGCAUUGAGGAAAGCAAGUUGCCUUGCCAGAGCGUCCUUCGACGCUUGUACAGCCUUGAUUAUGAUGCAGUUGUUGCAGCAGCAGCUGGCCUGCAUAGGACGGCGCUGCGGAUGUCUGACGAAGUGUCGCCACUGGACAUCGAUGAACUCAUGCCCGCAUUGUGCCAAGGUGCGCUUGCAAUGUUAUGUCGGGCCAAAGAUGAGCAGAUCGUGUCCUUGUUGGGGGCUUGCGAUGAUGCAGCAGCACGAACCUGUGUAGUUGCAGAGCGCGACCUAAUGAAACAGCUGGGAAGGUUGCCGGAUGAUGCAGCAGUGGGAGGCGUCGCCGAGCUAAGGUCCGGGAACAGGUUGUCCUUGAAGUGCAUGCUGGUCUUGCCAAGCAUUGACUCGGCAUCGCCACGGAUCUUGCAGGCUCACAAAGAAGAUGUCGUUGAAAACAGGGAGGCUUUGGUGCAAAGCAUCGUAGCAGAGCUGCGGAACGAUGCAGAAGUGGCUUGCUUCCAAGGGGAGAGACCAUCUGCUCCAAUCAAAGCAGCUCGAGCCAUGGAAGAUGACGACGAUUUAGAGGACGAUGUUCAAGGCAGCGGCUUAGACUCAACGGAGGCUUUGCCUGGGCUCGGCGCCGAACGGCUUCCAAUCAGCGAGUUUGACUGCGCUGGAGGCACAGCCUACACUGGGCGGGUAUGCGCUGUACUUGCCAAUCGCCGAGGAGUUCUAGUUGACAUCAACUGCGAGACGCCCGCGUUUUGGUGUCCGGAGCUGGUGUCUACCCCUUCAUCGGCAUCUUCAUCUCGAAGUGGAUCCUCCAAAUCUGAGCGCACAUGUGCUGGCCCAGAGGAGCUUCCACGGCUCGGCAGUGAAAUGGAGGUCUAUUGCUGCCCCAGGCACAGUGGGUGCCUUCGCGCUCUCCGUGAGCCACCCCCGCGGUUGGCCAGGCGCGCCGGAGUUGCGCCCCUUCGUCUCGAGGAGCUGCGGCCAGGGCUUGGACCAUGGCGUGCUAUUGUUAUAUCUGCGACGGAUGAUGGCACGCUGGUCGAUUUCAAUUGUGAGAUUCCAGGGCUGCUCCGGUCGGAUCAGAUUCAUCUCCGUGGUGAGGAGCUGCGAGUGUACUGCCAUCGAGUCGAUGUCCCGGUGAGGAUGUGCAUCGUCAGCACCGUCAAGGAGACGAGGGCUGAGACUUCCAGGAGGCAACUCGAGGACCUCAUCUCUGGGGACACAUCUGCAGGGAUUCGGGGCACAGUCUUGCGUGUGACGGGAUCCGGCGUUUUCGUAGACGUGAACUGCGAGGUCCAAGGAUACCUGUCGCCUAUGGACAUUGACAUGAUGGCAGCCACGUCUCUUUGCAAAGGGUACGAGGUGACAGUGUAUGUGAAGUCGGUGAACCUCGUGAAGAGACAAGUUGCGUUGUCAAUGCAUCGGAUGCGCAAGGUCAGGGUCAUCAAUGGUCAAGGUAUAUCCGAAGCUGCAUAA
Molecule: messenger RNA, 1980 nt
Organism: Symbiodinium sp. CCMP2456
Lineage: Eukaryota; Dinophyceae; Suessiales; Symbiodiniaceae
Source: the annotation of a GenBank genome assembly